Molecule: messenger RNA, 2183 nt
Organism: Carassius carassius (crucian carp)
Lineage: Eukaryota; Metazoa; Chordata; Actinopteri; Cypriniformes; Cyprinidae
Product: G-protein coupled receptor 20
Exons: 1
Coding region: 81-1157 (358 amino acids)
Biological process (GO): positive regulation of Rho protein signal transduction; phospholipase C-activating G protein-coupled receptor signaling pathway
Cellular component (GO): membrane
Molecular function (GO): G protein-coupled receptor activity
Source: RefSeq, a predicted model, not a curated record
CAAAUUUGGUAAAUUAUUAUGUUUCUUUAUAAUUAUUAUAUUAAUUAUUUAAUUACAAAUCUAUUUUCUAUGUUCUAGCCAUGGAGUCCGUCCUCGAUGGACAUUCAAACAUCACAUCUGAGUCUCCCGUCAAUACCAGCCUCCACCUGCUGGGGGUGCCGUACCUGAAGAGAAUGGCGCACUUGGACGAGUCACUGUACCAGGAGUUCUACGUGCUGUGGAUCAUGAUGAUGGUGGUGAACACGCUCAUGUUUGUAGUCGGCGUGGUCCUGAACAGCCUGGCUUUGUACGUAUUCUGUCAUCGCAGCCGCUCUAGGACCACGCCGGCCAUUUACACCAUAAACUUAGCAGUGGCUGACCUGCUGGUGGCGCUGUCACUCCCGGCCCGUAUCGCGCUUUACCAUAGCGGUGGUGACUGCGUGGCUUGUUUGUACAUGCACACGUUCAGCUACUUCGUGAACAUGUACUGCAGUAUUUUGUUUCUCACGAGCAUCUGCGUGGAUCGCUAUAUGGCGGUGGUGCGUUCGGCGGGAAGCCGUUGGCGGAGCCCCAUGGUUGCGAAAAGCGUGAGCAUUUGCAUCUGGCUGUUCGCCAUCGUGGUCACUUACUCCCUUCAGACAUCUGCACUGGAGUUUAAUGGAGCAUCUUGCUGUCGUGCCACCGUGCUUUUCACCCUCACUGUUCUGGAGUUCGUCCUGCCACUGCUAGUAAUCGUAACGUUUACGAUCUGCGUCGCCUGUGCGCUCGCAGACGGUCGGCUCAUGCCACAGAGCUUGGGUCGGCGUGCGCGUGCCGUUCGGCUUCUUGUGGCUGUGCUGCUGGUGUUCACCGUGUGCUUCACGCCAUAUCACGUGCGCGAGGCCGUGGUGUAUUUCCAGCUAGGAGGCAGCAGAGAGCAGCAUGUGGUGGCGUAUCAUGUGACCAUCACGCUCAGCAGUUUGAACAGCUGUCUAGAUCCUGUGGUUUACUGCUUCGUUCCUGAUAGUUUCCGUUCUGCAUUGCGUAGAGAACAGAAGAAGAGAUUUGGAGAGCAUCAGAUGGCCAUAAAGGGAAAAAGGAGCAGCAAAGCUGCAGGAACACCGACGGCCAUUGCGUACAGCGUCGCAACGCUCACGCUCACACCCUCCAUACUGCCGGCAAGAGACAUUCCCGCCUGAAAUAAAACAAUCACAACCAUGGAUAUCUUUAACAAUUAGAAAUUAGUUUCAUCCUUUAAAGUGCCCCUAUAAUGCAAUUUUCACGGUUCUUAAUAUUGUUUAGGAGUCUCCUACAAUAGCUUUACAUGCAUGCAAGGUCAAAAAACGGUUCUGUUUUCUCAAAAUAUGCAUUUAAUAUCACCUCAUUUUCCAUCGAUUCUACUAGCAGUACUAAGAUUCAGUCACUCUGAACCUCUCCUUUCUGUUAGCUUACUCUGCUCUGAUUGGUCAGAUGUUCCAGUCUGUUGUGAUUGGUCUACCAUGUACAGCACGUAUCGGAAACGAUACGCCCAUUACCACAGUUCACUAGAAAAUGUACACAUCUAUUAUUGAUCAUACUUACAGGUUGUCAUUUAGUGGAGACUGCUGGUCCAAAUAACAUGGGGACUGAGCCAUCUUUCAGGAGCAAGUGUUUUGUGAAACCCGCAUUGAACUCCCUGAGAUUAGAGAAGCAGUCGACCGUAAAAUGACGUGAACACAAAAAAACAUUGGGCUUGUACUGCUGUGGUAUAGUGGAAAAAUUAAUCUUACAGUAUCACUGGAUCAGCGCCGAUUCUAAUUAUGACAUCUUAGUAAAGAAGCCAAUCAUCAGGUGGAAACCCUGUGAUGUCAUUUAAUGGGUGGAGCAACUGGGUGCCUCGGCCAAUCAGUACAGAGAAAUGUUUUUAAAGCAUUUUCUUUCACAAUGGAGGACACAGCAUCUUCUCAACAUGAUGUUAACUACAUGAACAAGCUACAUUUGUUUCAGUGCGGGUCAAGUUGUUCACGGCCGGCCAACGUAGAACAAAUGUGUUACCCUGUGAUGUGUAGUCAUCACAGAAGUGGGAUUUUGAACUACUGACGACUCCUUUAGGCUGUUCAGAGUCGAUUAUUUCUUUUGAGAGAUACAGUAGUAACUUUAACUAUUGUGAACUUUUGUCUUUAAAACUUUGCAGAUUGUUUACAGCAAAACUACAGACUGUACGAAAGUAUAUAUUCGAAAUGGCA